AUGAUGCCUUCACGUCGGGAGUCUACGCCAUUGCUGGUUGCAUUGCUAGCACUGGGACUUCUCGGAAGCGCUCAUGGCGCCCCAAUGUUGAAUGCUGACCAACCUUUCCCAAUCUACAUUCCUGUCCGACCUGGGCAGAAACCCUGCGAUAUCUACGUUUUUGGUGAACAGAAUGGCCGGGAUGUAUUCCUCAGCCAGACUUCACAGUAUGAAGCUGUGAACGCCGCCCCAGGACAGCCACAGCCAGAGCAGCUCUACGCCCAUGCUCAAGGGAGCGUGAUGAGUCUCCCUGUUGGUGAUCUUUCAUCUGGCCGAAUCUAUGCGCAUUGCGGCGGCAAAUUCUCGUUCAUGAAAGUCAUCGACGCCGCGGGCAAGUCAAAGAUUCAGCCAACCCCUGCUGAAGAUGCCGUGUACAACUUUGUGGAGCUCACGACCACGAGGGGAACCAUUUACAUCGACAUUUCGGCCGUCGACAUGCUGGGUAACCCGCCAUUGGGCUAUAAGCUGGAAGGAGGCCACACCGGCAAACAAGCUUGGGGAGCCAACCCCGGGUCAUUGGACCGCAUCUGCGCCGACUUGCAAAGCCAGAGUAACGCAGACGGUAUGCCUUGGGAGCAUCUCUGCGUUGAGCGGAACGGCGAGAUCCUGAGAAUUCUCUCACCAGGAGAGUACAUGAAGAACAAUCCUUCAGCAUUCGAGGAUUAUUUCAACGCACAUGCCAGAGCAGUAUACACGCAGUGGAACGCUCAGCCCAAGCAGUACAAUCUCGGCAAUGUCGGAAACGUGACUUGCGUGGGCGCCGCCGAUGGUAGUUCAGCAACAUGCAAUGGUCGGUCAUAUGGUCUGCCAACCUCUGCCGAUGUCUUCGGAUGCGCAUCUGGGCCUUUCGCCGCGGUUGCGGCGCCAGGUGACCCCCACGAGGCUCUCCGCGCUCCUUUCUGUGCCGAUUUCAACCGGGGAACUGCCAUGUCUAGCGACGCUGCGACCUCUCCUCAGAACUGGUAUAGCACCGCUGUGCACAAGGAGUUGCCAGACAUUUAUACGUUCCCCUUCGAUGACGUCCGCGUUGAUGGCUUGGCACGAGACAGCACGCUUACGAGUUCGUCGGCGACGGGGUUGACUAUCAUUAUCGGUGGGACAUGGCCGGAUGAAUAUCCCGGAUGA
Ramularia collo-cygni is the source of this 1164-nucleotide messenger RNA. RefSeq lists its product as uncharacterized. Bases 1 to 1164 code for a protein of 387 amino acids. The record is from RefSeq and is a predicted model, not a curated record. NCBI's taxonomy places the organism in Eukaryota, Fungi, Ascomycota, Dothideomycetes, Mycosphaerellales, Mycosphaerellaceae. The transcript has 4 exons.